CCUUCAUUUCAGUUCACCCGGCCCGGCGUCAUACAGAGUUUUGUUCGGCGUGCAAACAAUUAUCACAUUGUUCUUCUUAAAAUUUCUUAGAUAACCUCCCCGUCAAUUUAGAAGCGAAGAAUACACAAUUCACUAUGGACAUCAUUGAUAAACUGUACCAGCAUUACGAAAUCUUAAAUGAAGCCAAAGAUGAUAUUGCAAAGCAUAGGAAAGAGUAUGAAGAUAUACUUUUAGCUGUCAAAGGAUCUGAUAAAGAGAAAAAGUUAGCUUCUCAGUUUAUUGCCAAAUUUGCCAAGUCUUUCCCUGACCUGGAGAAUGAAACGAUUGAUGCCAUGUUUGACUUGUGUGAAGAUGAUGACGUAUUGGUAAGUGUGGCUUGUUUCUCUUUUGGAUCAUAUGUUGAUUUUGAAGUUGUUUCUCAGAUUCGAAAGCAAGCAAUCAAAGAUCUUGUAAACAUUUGCAAGGAUAAUAAAGGAGCUGUGCGCAAAAUUGCUUAUGCUCUUGCUCAAAUUCUUCAAUCAGAAGACAAUUCUGAAGUCACUGCUGUGCAUAAUUCAAUUGCCUCCUUAUAUCAAAUUGACCCUGCUGCUACAAUUGAAGCAUUAUUCUCCGAACUGGCUGAAGAUAAUGAAGUUAUGCGGGAAAGAACCCUCAAGAUGUUGGCAAUGAAACUUAGAACUCUUGAAACCGGAGUCAUGAAACCAGAAGUUAAAGAAUUGUUGGUUAAGGAAUGCAAAAAAAUUUUACAGGAUGUCACAGCAGAUGAGUUUGUUUUAGUUAUGGCCAUUCUUGGACAAUGCAAAAUAGCUGAUUCAGUAAGUGGUCAACAACAGUUAGUUGAUCUGGUUGCUGAACAGUGUAAUUUCACUCAAGUUUUCAAUCCUGCUGACCAAGAACACCUAGAUCGUAUCAUAAUCUGUAUCAAACAUGCUCUACCUUAUUUUUCGACUCAGGUGAAAUCGACCGCAUUUGUUUCUUACAUUUGUGACCAAGUUUUGCCCCAUCGUAAUGAAAUUGGGCAGAGUGAACAAAAAUUGGACAUAUUUAAGUUGCUGGCAGAAUUGAGCUCUAAUUGCGGCCCCCUAGAUCCAGUCGUUGAGCGAAUCCAAAUCGUGUACGACACCCUCUUGGAAUACAUGCCUCUUCCACCACCAGUAUUGGAAGAAACCAAUGGAGAUGGAUGCACGACAGAAACCGAAAUUCGCUUAGAGUUCACUUUUGUUGAAUCAUUGAUCUUCGCCUUUCACCAGUUGGCUCGUCAACACCGCGAAUUUCUGACCGAUAAUGCCGAUCGCAGCAAGGAUUUCCGAUCACGAUUACAAUAUUUUGCUCGAGGAGUGCAAGGCUACAUAAAGAAGCUACGUGAGUCGUUGCAAGAUAAAGGUGUCGACCAACUGAGAGAUGAAGAGGGUCGGAUUAAGGUUACUGCUUUGAGAACUACUUCCAACAUCAAUUCACUAAUUCGGGAUUUGUUCCGAAACCCGCCUUCUUACAAAGUCAACGUAACGUUAUCAUUCAAACCGACAAAUGCAUCACAAGCAGCUAAACAGACAGCAGCGGUAGCAGUUAAUAACGAGAGCACAAGUGAAGCGGCCGGCGUUGCUAAGCGUCAUGCUCCCAUCACGUUUGAAAGUUCGCCGCCGAAAGUUCGAGUUAAUACAGACAACCGUGUGAGGCAACCAUAUGUUGUUCCUACUGGCAAAUUUAGUGCCAACGUGUCAGCGCAUGGCGCAGAUUCUCGCCCCCGUGGUCGUGGUGGGUACAGGGGUGGGCGGGGAUAUCGGCGGGGAGGGUACUAGUUGCUAGAAUCCCCCUUUUUUCCCUUUUAAAUUCUAGUUGUGUAUUCGCAUUUCCUUCUUUCCCUCUCACCUAAACCUGGAAUCACCCUUUUCACCUUUUCAUUUAAAAAUGGUAACAACGGAAGCGGUCGGUAAACUAAGGAAAAUCUGAUAUUGUGGAGUCGAUGACGGGACGGACUAUGUUUGUUAGAAAAAUAGCUUCCAUCUCGCCAAAAAAAAAAUGCCCUGUGGAAUGUCGACAUACAAAUUGCGAUUUUUGAUUCACUUCUGAUUUUCUUAAUUCUCCGCCAUUUCAGCAGGAGGUCGGCAUGUUAAUGCUCGUUUCUUUGUUCUAUUUAGAAUCUACGAAUUUGGUGAUAGAAUGGUGGGUGCGAUAUACCGGAAGGUUGGACUUGUUUGCAUUUUAUUCAAGGAUUACUUUAUUAUAUCUUUAUUUUCAGUCGGAAGUCGAAUCCAGCCAACAACACGAGUCACUAACUACUGUUUACAAAUUCUGAUGUUUUGCUAGGUACAUAUCCGACGGGCGGCAUCUCAUUGUUGCUAAAGAGAUGAGGUUUAGAUUUCUUACUUCAAUGUCCGUCCCUGAGCCGUACACACAAUUAAGUUCUGCUAUUGUUUGUCAUACCUAAUCUCGUCAUUAAUACAGACAACGAUACAUUUAAA
Daphnia pulex (common water flea) is the source of this 2462-nucleotide messenger RNA. RefSeq names its product apoptosis inhibitor 5-B-like (gene cass). The transcript is spliced from 9 exons. The coding region runs from base 135 to 1799 and encodes 554 amino acids. Gene Ontology annotation, cellular component: nucleus. Gene Ontology annotation, biological process: negative regulation of apoptotic process. Gene Ontology annotation, molecular function: RNA binding. Lineage: Eukaryota; Metazoa; Arthropoda; Branchiopoda; Diplostraca; Daphniidae. The record is from RefSeq and is a predicted model, not a curated record.